Daktulosphaira vitifoliae (grape phylloxera) is the source of this 1070-nucleotide messenger RNA. RefSeq lists its product as uncharacterized. NCBI's taxonomy places the organism in Eukaryota, Metazoa, Arthropoda, Insecta, Hemiptera, Phylloxeridae. The transcript is spliced from 2 exons. The coding region runs from base 13 to 714 and encodes 233 amino acids. The record is from RefSeq and is a predicted model, not a curated record.
AGAUCUCCAUACAUGGCCAUGUUUGGUACUGAUGUGAAAAUUGGUUUGUCAUCAUUUUUACUACCAGCUGAAACAGUGGAAAAAUUAACCACUGAACAAGAAUUGGAAGAAAUAUUGCAAAGUGUCGUGUCAAACUAUGAACAAAGAGAAAAUCAUAGUGUUUCCGAUAAUUACUGUGAAUCGUGUGGCUGUACUCUUGGUAAUGAACAAACAUCUAUUUGUGGUUUGUGUGAUAAAAAAAACACCAUAGAAAAUGAGAGAAGCAAUUCAAAAUUAUCGCUUGAGCAACAAGCAAAAAAAAUGAAGUUCAGAUCCAUCAACAAAUUCCCACCAUGCAAUGUUGGCGACACAGUUAGAGUCAAACUACCAGAAGUAGACAGAAGUAAGGGUGAUCCACAGAAUGUACUCUUUGCGAUUGUGUCUAUAAGUGAUAAUCAAUAUUACGAACUCGGUAAUAAAAAUGGCACUCUUCAUCAACUUUAUUCCAGAAAUCAAUUCACUGUAUGCUCUGAACCAUUAAUAGAUAUUUUAGAAGUUUUAGCCACAAAAAAAUCUUUGCGUGAAAUAGCUAAUGAACAAUCUUUUUCCGGUGGUCAAGGUUUUAAGAAGUGUUUAUGUAAAACUACAUGCUUAACAAAUAAAUGUAAAUGCAAAUCCGGGGGAAUACUUUGUAAUUCUAAAUGUCAUCCAAACUCAAAUUGUUCUAAUAAAUAAUUGUAUUUCGCUUAAAAUAAAUAGUAAAUAGUAAAUAGUAAAAUUGUUCAAAUAUAUAAUUUAUAGUUUAAUCGUAAUAAUAAUAAAUAAUUUUUUUUUGAAUUAGUAUAAUUUGGUUUUUGCUACUAGAAAGACUUUGUAUAAUCUGUACCAUUUACCGAAGUUAUAAGUUUACGAUUAUAGUUAUACGAAUACAUUAUCCACAGCACACCGGAUAAUGUAUAAAUUGAUUGGAUACUACAUAUUUAAGGUGGAUAAUGUAUACAUUACACUGUUCGUAUGGAUGAGGUUCACAUUACCCGGGUAAUAUGUACACUAACCAUUUUUAUACUUUACCCGUAACAUAUAUAUAAACA